UCCAAUUCUCCAUUUACACCGACAUCAAUCUUCUGGAUCAAUAUACAAUUUAGAGACACAAUUCGGGUCCGAAACAAUGGAAGAACUUUUUGAAAGCUAAUGCAGAAAGCGGUGAAGAUCGAAGAAUUAAAAUCACACUUCCGUUGAAGCGAGGCGACGAGCGUUCCAUUAGGGUUUCGAAUCGACUUCAAACAAACGAGUUGAAAAACAUGUACGGAGGCGAGUUUGACGGCAACGCCGCUUUUGCCGGCGGCGGUUUCAUGCCUUCUCAGUCGACUACGCAAGGGAAUGACUCCUCUUCGUCCCUCAAGAACCGUGAUGUACGUACCUUGCUUCCCCUGACACUGAAGCAAUUGAGUAGCGCAACAACCAAUGGUGAAUCAAAUUUCUCUGUAGAUGGUGUUGAUAUUAACACUGUUGCAAUCGUUGGACGAAUUUCUAGAAUGGAGAACAGAAUCACUCAGGUCGAUUUUGUUGUUGAUGACGGUACCGGCUGGGUUGAUUGUGUCAGAUGGUGUCAGGAACGUCAAGAAACUGAAGAAAUGGAAGCAGUCAGGCUGGGGAUGUAUGUUCGCUUACAUGGACACGUGAAAAGUUUUCAAGGGAAGCGAUCUGUGAAUGUUUUCUCAAUCAGGCCUGUCACUGACUUUAAUGAAAUUGUACACCACUUUACCGAGUGUAUGUAUGUCCACAUGUACAACACCAAGGUACAGGGUGGUUCUGUUGCUCAAGGUGGCUCUACUACUCAGGCUACUGCUACUCCUAGGCCCCAAAUGCCAUAUUCAACAAUGCCAACCUCUGCAAAGCCAUACCAAACCGGUCCAUCUAAUCAGUUCUCGAACCAAAUCAAUGAUCCAAUGCAUGGUGUAAAGCAGACGGUCAUGAAUUACCUAAAUCAACCUAUGCACCUUGUAUCUGAAGCUGGAGUUCAUUGUGAUAUAAUUGCGCGUGACCUCAGGAUUCCGCCGCUUCAAGUCAGGCAAGCGAUAGAACAGCUCUCCAGCGAUGGCUGCGUUUACUCGACUGUGGACGAUACAUGUUUCAAAUCAACCUUAAACGCGUGAUGAAAAUCGUUUUAUGUCGUCGUCUCAUAUCAAUCGUCCUCGCAAGUUCAAAAGCCCCUUGUAUAGGCCCUUAGGUAGGACAAUAUUGAGCUUCAAGACUCCCUUAUCCGAUCAAAAUUUUGGGCUGGGCCUUUGAUUUUUAGUAGUCGUACCAGAAUCUUUUUUUUUUUUUUUUUUUUUUNUUUUUUUAUAAUGAAUCUAAGCACUGUAGUGUACACCUCAUACAUCUUUUAAUGAAAGAUUAAUUACUUAAUUA
This is a messenger RNA of Camelina sativa (false flax), 1320 nucleotides long. RefSeq names its product replication protein A 32 kDa subunit B-like. Gene Ontology annotation, cellular component: site of double-strand break; DNA replication factor A complex; chromosome, telomeric region. The record is from RefSeq and is a predicted model, not a curated record. Gene Ontology annotation, molecular function: single-stranded DNA binding. Gene Ontology annotation, biological process: DNA replication; nucleotide-excision repair; double-strand break repair via homologous recombination. NCBI's taxonomy places the organism in Eukaryota, Viridiplantae, Streptophyta, Magnoliopsida, Brassicales, Brassicaceae.